AUGAUGAAUCGCUGUUCCACAACACACCGCUGCUUUGUUGCUGUUCUUCCUCUGCUUCCUCCGCAUGCUCACGAUUCUUGCAUUAUUCCGACGCCUACUAUUGUUCAGUCCUCCGCCUUUACCCCUCUCUGUCUAUGGAAACGACAUCAUGGUCGAGAAGGAGCUUUCUGGCAUGGAAAUGAACAAAGGACGCGGCAAGUCAUGGGAAGAUGGAAGCUAGCCGUAAACAGGAUAGCGCGGGACUCGUGCAUCGGUCUGUGCACCGACAUGUUGACACUGAAGAUCCCACCCCACAUUCAUCCAGGCUGA
Messenger RNA from Periconia digitata, 309 nucleotides. The record is from the annotation of a GenBank genome assembly. Lineage: Eukaryota; Fungi; Ascomycota; Dothideomycetes; Pleosporales; Periconiaceae.